AGUCGGGGGGAGGCGGCGGCAGCGGCAGCGGCUGCGGGCAGCGCGCGGGGCGCAGGGCGCGGGGCGAUCACCGUCGGGGCUCGGGAGGCGGGCAGUGGGCACAGGCUCCCCGGUGCCCGCCCCUCCGCUGCGGAGGGGGGCCGCGAGCGGGCGGCCGGGGAGGGGCCGGCACCGCCGCCGCAAAAUGAGCCUGCUGUCGGCCAUCGACACGAGCGCCGCCUCGGUGUACCAGCCCGCCCAGCUGCUCAACUGGGUCUACCUGUCGCUGCAGGACACGCACCAGGCUAGCGCCUUCGAUGCCUUCCGGCCCGAGCCCACCGCCGGCGCCGCACCCCCGGAGCUGGCCUUCGGCAAGGGCCGCCCCGAGCAGCUGGGCUCGCCCCUGCACUCCAGCUAUCUCAACAGCUUCUUCCAGCUGCAGCGCGGAGAGGCGCUGAGCAACAGUGUGUACAAGGGCGCCUCACCCUAUGGCUCCCUCAACAACAUCGCCGAUGGCCUCAGCUCCCUCACCGAGCACUUCUCAGACCUGACCCUCACCUCCGAGGCUCGCAAGCCCAGCAAGCGGCCCCCACCCAACUACCUGUGCCACCUGUGCUUCAACAAAGGACACUACAUCAAGGACUGCCCCCAGGCACGCCCCAAAGGCGAGGGCCUGACUCCAUACCAGGGCAAAAAGCGCUGCUUCGGCGAGUACAAGUGUCCCAAGUGCAAGAGAAAAUGGAUGAGCGGGAACUCCUGGGCCAACAUGGGGCAGGAGUGCAUCAAGUGCCACAUCAACGUGUACCCACACAAGCAGAGACCCCUGGAGAAGCCCGAUGGCCUGGACGUGUCCGACCAGAGCAAGGAGCACCCGCAGCACCUCUGCGAGAAGUGCAAGGUCCUGGGCUACUACUGCCGUCGUGUGCAGUGACGGGCUGCCCGCCCGCACCCAGAGCCACCCCCCGCCAGCCCGAGGAGACGCUGCUUCCCUGUGCUACUCCGAUGGGCUGCGUGUCGCCCUGUGCAUGGGGUGCCCUCGCAGGCCUGCGGGGCUGGGCCGGGGGCUCUUAGCGUCCUUGUCUUGUGUGUGUUGACAAACAGUGUUACUGACAUUGCUGCCCCCAACAGGCCAGGGAAAGCAGGGAGUCUGGGGCUUUUUGCAGGCAGGCCUGGGGUCUCAGUGGAGGGGACAAAGGCAAGCAAAAGCCCAUGUCCAGGAGCCCUGGGUGUCCCCACAGGCUCUCCUCUGAGAGCCUCUUUGGGGUGAGCAGCCUUGUAUUGGCCACAGGUGCACUAAAUUUACUGUGAAUCCCAAACCUCCCCAGACCAGACAGGCCGCCUGCCCCCACCCAGAACCUUCCGGUUUGCCCUGUAUGGAAAGCCACUCUCGGAAAUCCCUCUUUCCUGAGUCAGCAAUCAUGGCAAGGGGACAUGUGUUCCAACAGCUGCUGGGGAGUGGACCUCUCUGUCCCUUGCCCACCUUAAGCCCCAAAUCCGGACCCCCUCUGACAUCACUGGCAUUGCACCUGGGUGUGUCCCCCUCCCCACCCUAUGGACCCAGAUAGGAGGGGUUAGGCAUAGGGGAGGCACAGAAUGCUGGACAGAUGCGUCCUGGGGAACGUGGGGCAGCCCCUCCCACAACCCCCACCAGACUGCCUUAGGUUUUGUCAGCCCCACUCCCUUUCCUUCCCCUCUGCCUCCCACCCACUCUGGGGGUCCACAUCAAGAUAGCUGGGCCCAGUGUGGAAGCCCAGCGUGUCUGUUCUAGCAGAAAGGACACAAGCCUGGUGUUCUGGAGACCUCGGCUCAAGUCUUUGCCCUGCUGCCGACGCAUUGUGUCACCUUGGGCAAGGACUUCGCAUCUCCAGGCCUCAGUUUCCCCAUUAGUUAAAUGACAGCAUAACACUAGAGAGCAGAGGGCCCAUUUCAGCUCUGUUGUUCUGGGAUUCAGGCUGGCCGGUGCUGUGUCCUGGAGCUUUAUUUGGGGAGUUUCACCCAGAAUGGUGGGAGAAACCUCCCAGGUGCCAGGUACCCCGCAUCGUGACCCUUCACUUGGUGUCUUAGGAAGUCAAGCUGAGGGAUGCUGAGUCCUCCCCUGCUGGCCCCUGCAGCCCCAGCCUUGCUUUUCAUCCCCCACCCCUGCAAACAUGGAGGAGCCCCCUCCUUCUCACCUUGGUCUCCUAGCCCCUGACAUGGAGAACCCUGAGACAAGCCACAGAACCCCUCUUUUCUAAAAUGGAGACAAUAAUUUCCUACCUCCCAAGGGAGCAGAGAGGCCUCGUGGCACGUCCCUGGCCAGGGAGCCCACUGUCCUGGCUGGCGGCGGGAUCGUGCGCUCCUCUGUCUCCCGGAUGAGAAGCCCCGUUUCCAUGGUCUUGACCCUUCCUUUCUCCCGGCUGUCAGAACUGGGUCUCUUGAUUUUGCCCCUACAUUAUGCCUCUGUGGGAAAAAAAAAAUCAGACCAAGAAAUGGGCCUGAAAUUCAGUGUUUACCAUGGCUCAAGGAUGCCCAUCUGGUGUCCAGUUGCCUUUUGUAUUCAAAUGAAAAUGCUUUGUACAACUGAGGAGUUACGGUGAAGUGUUAACCAGGGGUCCAGGGAGCGAGUUGAAAAGAUGGAGUGAGUGUAUUUGCAGCCAGGGAGCUGCAGGGUGGAUUUGAGGGGCCAUACCCUCUGAGCGCUUAAAAAAGGUAUUUGCUCCAGGCCAGGCAGCAGGCUGUGGACACCCUUACCACCACUGGGGACUGCCACUGAGGACUCCCCGAGCACGUUGUUCCCCGUCUUCUCCAAGGUGUUGAGGUGAGCUGGAGUUGGCCCCGGCCCAGGCUUCUGUCCCAAGGAGAAGCUGCCACUGACAGUCAUCCUACCGCACUGCUAAAGAGAAUGUUCGCAGUGGUGGGCGGCGUGCCUGUGCCAACCCUUCCAGGGACCCGGCCGUGGGGGACCUUGGCCCAAGGAUGCCUGGGGCCUGCCAGCUGUGCUGCAAAGGUGGGGGGGCCCACACCCUAAAACUAACCCAGGCCCCAGACCACUGGAGGCCAGGGCUUCCCUGCACGGGCUAAGGGGAGUUGGGAUAUCACCCCAAAGUGACCUUGCCAGUGAGCUGUUCAGCAGGUAGCCACUGCCCUGCCAUCUGUGCAGAGCCAGCCACCUUGGGGGCUGGGGUUCCCGCUUUGAGGCCCACCCUCCAUACUCCCCUUGACUCGGCUCUGGCUGAACUGGGGAACUCUCUUGUGGUCAGCAAAGCCCCUGCCAUGCAGGCCAGGUGCCAUUGAGAAUUAAGUGCUCAGAGGGCCAGGAGCCCAGGGGACGGGAAAGUGUGUGGUUUUAGUACGUUCAAAAGGGACAAUCGCUUGCAGUUGGUAGAUCUAGCGAUCUAGUUGGGAGAUAAUGGUGUUUACCCCAUAUGAAGUAUUCAAUAGUUCUACUUGUGAAUUUGUAUUUAUUUUGAGUUAUACUUGACACAGAAUUCCUUUUUUAAAAAAAUAUGUGUGUAUUUUGGAAAAAAAAUUCAUAGAUGUUAAAAUUUCUGCAUGGUUACCAGUUUUUCUCACAACACUGAAUUUGGUAGCUUUUCCCGAAAAAAUCUUCACAGUAAUUUUUUGUCUGUAUAUAUUUGAGGGCCUUUUUUUAAAAAAAAAAAAAAAAAAAGAAAAGAAAAGAAAAAGAAAAUAAAAAUAUAAUUGUUUGAUUUUUGAGAUUAAAACAAACAAAAAGAGAGGCAUUUUCAAAACUUCAGAACUUUCAGGAGGGCAAGAGAAUAUCAAACAAAGAUUUCUGGAAGUAUUUUGCCAACCUUCUGGUUGAGCUGCAAGAAAAUAUUUAUGGUGAGAACUUUUCUGUUUCCCGUUAUUGGGUUUUUGGUUGGUUUUUGUUUGUUUUUUACUAUGCUUUGGUCUGUAAAAAUAUGCAACUGAACUACAUUCAGAAGGAAAUAUUGUCUACAUAGAAUAUUAUAUGAAGUUGGUACAUAAUUCUGAUGAGGAAAAAAAAUCUUUGCAAUUCUUUAAGCCAUAUUGUUGUUUUUCUGUGUUGUUUUUCCUGGAUGAAAAUAUCAGUAUUAAGUAGACAGCAUAUUAUUCAAGUGUUUAGACUUAUUAAUAUGUUCUUGUCCUGUAUUUAUACAUAUGUGUAUUUUGGAAAGUAUUGCCUUUUUUAAGGGAAGCUAUAAUUCGAUACAUAGUGAAAAAGGGAAUGGUGACCCCUUUGUGCCUCUUCCACUGAGGAUAACAAACAGCAUUGUAAUCCAUUCUCUUGCACCUUCUUCUUAUUAUCUUGUUAUUACGGUUUUAUUAAUUUUGUAGAGGGGCAGGGAGUGGGCAAGGGGAAGAAGCAGCUUGUUUGACUAACCAGCCCCUCUGUGGUCCACCAGCCUCUUGGCUUGGUGGGAGGGCUCUCAAUCAGCAGGGCCCCAGGAGGGCAGAAGAAGUGGGGCAAAGCCUGGCCUCGCCGCUCGGGAGCUUUGCCAUCUGAGCCACGCCUCCUCCAGGCCAUGCUCCUUGAACUUGGAAAUGUCAACCGGAGCCCUUACACCAGCCCUCCAGCAUCUAAUAGACUUGAAUCUACUCUAAACGAAUAUUUAAUCCAACCUCACUACAUUGUAGCUCAGUCCAACGACUAACCCUGAAAUGGGGGUGUUCCAGCCUUCAGCGAGAUGGCCAAGCGGUCCCCUGGGGGCUGUGGCAGCGGGCUUAUCCUUCUCUGUUGCCAACCUUGCUGUCCGACCUCCUCCGCCCCCAUGCGGUGACCCCGUCCGUGUCUGUGUCUGUCCAUACGUGUGAGUCCAGCUAAAAAGACAAAACAGAACCCGUGGGCCCAGCUCGGAAGGUGCGUGGAGAAGGCUCCGACGUCUCCGAAGUGCAGCCCUUGGGAUGGCAUUCCGUUGUGUGCCUUAUUCCUGGAGAAUCUGUAUACAGCUCGCCUAUAGAAAUAUAGCCUCUUCAUGCUGUAUUAAAAGGACUUUUAAAAGCAAAA
Pan troglodytes (chimpanzee) is the source of this 4951-nucleotide messenger RNA. It is a transcript of the gene ZCCHC24, whose product is annotated as zinc finger CCHC-type containing 24. NCBI's taxonomy places the organism in Eukaryota, Metazoa, Chordata, Mammalia, Primates, Hominidae. Bases 185 to 910 code for a protein of 241 amino acids. The transcript has 4 exons. Gene Ontology annotation, molecular function: zinc ion binding; nucleic acid binding. The record is from RefSeq and is a predicted model, not a curated record.